Messenger RNA from Neoarius graeffei (lesser salmon catfish), 3327 nucleotides. It is a transcript of the gene cdh24a, whose product is annotated as cadherin-24. The record is from RefSeq and is a predicted model, not a curated record. Gene Ontology annotation, cellular component: plasma membrane; adherens junction; catenin complex. The transcript is spliced from 13 exons. Lineage: Eukaryota; Metazoa; Chordata; Actinopteri; Siluriformes; Ariidae. Gene Ontology annotation, molecular function: cadherin binding; calcium ion binding. Gene Ontology annotation, biological process: cell-cell junction assembly; cell morphogenesis; adherens junction organization. Bases 1 to 3327 code for a protein of 1108 amino acids.
AUGCUGAUAAGCCGAUUCAUACUGCUCGUCCUCAGCUCGUGUGUGUGCCUGAGUGCGUGUGUCGAGAACACAGAUGCUCCAGCUCCUCAGAUGGCAACAGAGCAACAAGACAAUUCAUCAUUUCCCACCAAAACCUUUCAGAGUGCAGACAGACAGAGGGGUGCUUUUAAACAAGAGCAGGAGAAAAACAACGGACAAAGAUCCUCACACAGAGAUGAGAUUAAAGGCAGCGUCUCAGAAAGCAUCACGUCUGCACUUUCCCUUCAGCAAAGCAGCAAAAACUCUAAUCUAAGCUUAAAGACAAACACCACAAUUGAUUCCAUGGAUAUCCCCAAAUCCCUGAGUUUCCAGGAAGUGCUAAAUGGAACUGUCCGUCUCUCCAGGAGACGGAGGAGCUGGAUCUGGAACCAGUUUUUCGUUAUCGAAGAGUACAGUGGACCAGAACCGGUUCUGCUUGGACGGCUGCGCUCCAGUGUGGACCGAGGUGAUGGGCGUGUCCUGUAUGUCCUGAGUGGUGAGGGGGCAGGGUCUGUGUUUGUGAUUGAUGGCCGAACAGGGAACAUCCACGUGACGAAACCUCUGGACCGUGAACAGAAAGAUCAGUACAGGCUUGUUGCCACGGCAACAGACCAGCGGACUGGACGCGUGCUCGAGGCCUCGUCCCAAUUCACCAUCAGAGUGCAGGACAUAAAUGACAACCCACCUGUGUUCAAGCACACACACUACAUUGCCAGUGUGCCUGAGAGAGCCAGCGCUGGGACAUCUGUGAUUCAGGUGACAGCGACAGAUGCAGAUGAUCAGUCGUAUGGGAACAGUGCAAAGCUUGUUUACUCUGUCAUCCAGGGCCAGCAGUAUUUCACUGUGGACCCACAUUCAGGUGUUGUGCGGACUGCAGUGUCUGAUAUGGACCGAGAGCAGCAGUCUCAGUACAUUGUGGUCUUGGAGGCAAGAGACAUGGCGGGACAUCAGGGAGGUCUAACAGGAACAACCACCAUCACUGUGCACCUCAGCGACGUCAAUGACAGCCCACCACGUUUCACUCAACGAGUAUGGACAUUCUCCGUAUCAGAGUUAGCGCUGCCUGGUGCUGAGGUGGGCCGUGUGAGUGCUACAGAUGCUGAUGUGGGUGAGAACGCUCAACUUGAAUUUACCAUCUUGGAUGGAAAUAGGGGGGAAAUGUUCAACAUCACCGGGCUGAAUCAAGAGGGCGUGAUUAUACUCAACCAGGCAUUAGAUUUCGAGACACACAGCUCGUACACACUCUCAGUGGAAGUCCAGAACCCGAGUGUGGAUAUGCGAUUCCUCCGUGGUGGUGCGUUUAAGGACGAGGCAGUAGUGAGGAUCACCAUCCUGAACGCAGACGAGCCACCGCGCUUCACUCGCAAUCAUUAUAUGCUGAACAUCACGGAGAACUGCAGAGCGGCAUGUAGCGUGGGACGAGUUCAUGCCAUGGACCCUGAUACUGGACACAGCACCAAUAUAGAGUACUCCAUUGUCCCUGCGUCUGACCCUGGGGCAGUGUUUCGUAUUUCUCCUGUUAGUGGCCUCAUUACCGCGGUGAAGGUGUUGGAUCGAGAGCGUGAACAGUGGCACAACAUCACCGUUGCUGCCACUCAGAGAGACAGCCCUAAUCAGGUUACCAGGGUGGUGGUUGCCAUAGAAACGCUGGAUGUGAAUGACAACCCCCCUGAGCUGGAUGGACCAUAUGAGACGGCAGUGUGUGACACGAGCACCACCGGACAGGUGGUACAAGGGAUUCGAGCCACGGACAAAGAUGAGAUCAGCUCCACUUCACCCAUACACUUCAGUGUAUCUGCACACAGCAGUCUGUCUUUGAACUUCACCACGCAGGCGAGAGGAAAUCACACAGCCAAUCUGCUGCUCCGGUCCUCUCUGAAGCCCCUCCCUCACCCCGCCUCUUCUGCUUUACACACUUUAAAAAUACCCAUAAUCCUCCGGGACAGAGCAUCAGAGCUGAGCAGCACAGGGACAGUGACGGUGACGCUGUGCCCUUGUCAGAAUGGAGGGAUGUGGUUGGAGGACAGAAGGAGAGGGAUGGAUGGAGGGAGGAGUGGUGAUGGAGAGGUGUUGAUGGAGUGGGAGAGACAGACGGUGUGUUCAUCUCUGCCAACUUCCUCCAUACUGCUGGGAUUCAGCUCAGCUGCCACGUUGGCCAUCCUGGCCUGUUCCUCCAUCCUCAUGGUAAUGGUGGUGUUGUCUCUGUCCAUGCGGAGGAAGAAGAGUGACUCUCUCUCCUCGGAGGAGAACGAUGAGAUCAGAGAGAACAUUAUUACAUAUGAUGAUGAAGGUGGAGGAGAGGAAGACACAGUUGCAUUCGACAUCACUGCGCUGAAGAGCAUCCCACACACCAUACACGCGCGAGGUGUUGGUUCCGUCCCUCUGUACGGCCCUCUCUGCUACAGCAUACACACGGCGAGCAGCAGCCCGUUUGGCCCGUGUGAGUCUCGGCUGGACCGGGAUAAACCUGCACACACACUCCCCAGCGGAUACACACUGAACAUUGGGCUGUUAGAACCGGGUUCUAUGCUCACAGAACCAGCUGAGGAGUGCAAGAGAUCAAAUCAGAACAGGACUGAAGAUUCUGCUGAUAUCAUGCUGAAAAAGAGCCAGGCAGGAAGUGAUGUCAUCACACAAGAUCAGGGUCCGUUAGUCCUAAAUGACUCUGCUGAUCAUCUGGUUGCAUCGCGUACAGCUCACCUCCACUCGUCUGUGUCCUCAUCUGUCGCUCCAGAUGACAUCACGCCUCCGCACAAUACAGGAAACAACACAGCUUCAUUCAGAACCAUGGAGGGAACCUUACUGAGAGCUGGCGGAGGGUUACACAUGACCGGAACUCCUUUUUUGUACCUGAAUACAGGACAGGACUACGUUCAGCACCUGGUCGGGCUACACGUUGGAGGGCAUGGCUUCUUUAGACCUGAUUUAGGGGGUGUAGCUAUACCCCUAGCUCUUAGGAUAGAUGAAUUACUGCAGCACCGACUUGCCAGAGUGACCUUUGACCCCAUGCAGCCUCCAUAUGAUUCACUGCAGAUGUAUGAGCAUGAGGGGGUGGGGUCAGAAACCAUCUCCCUCAGCUCUUUGGAGAGUGAAGGAGAUGGAGGGAUAGAGACAGAGGGGUUAAUUGAUUGGGGACCCAAGUUUAACAGGUUGCUGGAGAUCUUUAGAGAGAGGGAACAGGAGAAAGAUGGAGGGAAAAAAGAAGAGGAAAUACAUGGAGAGCAGCAGAAGAGUGUGGAGGAAGUGGGUGGAGAACGAGAAGUACAGAAGGAACUCAACAGCAAAAAGGAUAGAGAUUAUAAAGAAUAA